This is a messenger RNA of Drosophila willistoni, 826 nucleotides long. RefSeq lists its product as uncharacterized. The transcript has 2 exons. Bases 121 to 678 code for a protein of 185 amino acids. The record is from RefSeq and is a predicted model, not a curated record. NCBI's taxonomy places the organism in Eukaryota, Metazoa, Arthropoda, Insecta, Diptera, Drosophilidae.
AAAUUUUUAGUAUUAGCAAACCUGCAAAAAAAUAACAUUUUGUAAACUCUUGAUAUAAAAAUUGUUCCAAACAAUCCCUUCUCCACGAGAUCCUGCACGAAGUCUGAAGUCGGAAAUAUAAUGUCGCCGUCAAAGAUUCUCCUUGGCUCGAUGGCCAAUACCAUGAUGACUGGACCCUGCAGCAUUCUCCAGCACAUGUCGAAGGUAUCGCUCACCUGCCUCCGUUACUGCCAACUAUCGGCCACACACCGGCUAGUCCAUGCCUCACGGGCUUUCGCCGCCACCCGGGAUGGCAUCGAGAAGUUGGAAGUGCCAGCGACCACGCCCAUGCCUUUUAGGCGUGCUCAGUGUUUGCCCUUAAAACGCAGUGAACAGGAGCAUCGAAGGUUGGGAAACGCGCAAAAUACGGAGAAUGUAAAAAGGUUGCAGACCGAGAAGAGUCAGCAGCCAAAGAUUGCCCGUCUGCCCUUCAAGUGGCCAACUGAAUCGGCCCGUCCUUUUGGGAGUCGCCGUUAUAACUCUGUGAAGGACUUACUGAAGACCAUGAGUCAACCGCAUCAGUUGGCCAUCAAGUUGGUGAGCUUGUCCCAGGAAUUAUCAUCCGAAAAGGAAAAGAAUAAAAGGCUUCUGGAGAACUAUCACGAUCUGCUGGAGAAAGUAACCCUGAAGGAAAGAUAAACAACAAAAUGAAAAAAAAAGAUUUUGCCAUGGAAAUUUUACAUUUUGGCUUACAGCAGGAUAUUGCUUAAAUUAAUUCUAAAUUUUUUACGUAUGUCACGUUUUUGACAAUAUACAAUAUACCGGCUGGUAAUGUGAUUCUCGUCUA